Molecule: messenger RNA, 4240 nt
Organism: Pyrus x bretschneideri (Chinese white pear)
Lineage: Eukaryota; Viridiplantae; Streptophyta; Magnoliopsida; Rosales; Rosaceae
Product: PH, RCC1 and FYVE domains-containing protein 1-like
Exons: 10
Coding region: 758-4021 (1087 amino acids)
Molecular function (GO): metal ion binding
Source: RefSeq, a predicted model, not a curated record
GCUCCCUGUUUUCUGUUGUCUGGCACGAAUUUCGUGAUUUCUGGAACAAGAGUCCUCGACUUCUAAUCCGUCCAAGAAGAGCGUCCUUCGAGUUGUUGGCAAAGGAUUCCGACCGAUGAUAGUCGUGCACCUUCAAGAGUCUCUUCACAUUAUUCUUCCAAAGCAUCGUCGCCAAAUCCAUGUUGCAGUGAAUUAUGCCUUCCUCCAUCAGCCCCUGUUUAUUCUUCACUUUCCGUAUCAAGCCACGUGGCAUACUCGGGUUGAGUGUAGCAUUUUCUUACAACUAUAUUUUUGAAAAGUAGUUUAACUCGUUGGUGGGACGUGGAGGAAGAGAAAGAGGCGCGCCAAUAUCUCGCCUUCUUUUCUUUUGACCUGCAAACCAUCCUAAACAGGGUCAAUCUGCAAGACCCAAUUCGCCAGAGCGCUCAGAAACUCGAUAUUCACAUCUUUUGCAGAAUUUUCCGGUGAAUAUAUGAGGGUUAAUUGAUUUCCGUGAGAUUUCGUCAGGAGGGCCGCUUUGUAAUUGGAGAAGCUAUUGAUUUUCGACAAGUUGGUGACUGAUUGAGGCUCCCAAGUUUUUUGUUUUGGGAAUGUAUAUGGUUCUUGUUUAGAAGGAUACUAGGAAUUUUGAUGAGAGGCCAAAGUGGGAGAAAGCAUAUGCAUCUAUGAAGACUGGUGAAGGGAAGUCGCCGAUGCAGUUGUCCGUUGAGCUUGCUUCUUCUUCGGCGUUUAAUUCCUUACGCAAGUUUCAGAUGGAAUGGCAGAUCCUGCUAGCUAUGGGAAUCAUGAGCGUGAUAUUGAACAAGCACUCACUGCAUUAAAAAAAGGUUCCCAGUUAAUCAAGUAUAGCCGGAAAGGGAAGCCAAAACUUUGUUCAUUCAGAAUUUCUACUGAUGAAACUACACUAAUCUGGUAUUCACAUGGAGAAGAACGAACUCUGAAAUUAGCUUCUGUCUCUCGAAUUAUCCCUGGACAAAGAACGGCUGUAUUUAGAAGGUAUUUGCGCCCAGAAAAGGAUUACUUGUCAUUUUCUCUUCUAUAUAACAACGGUGAACGAACACUUGAUCUGAUCUGCAAGGACAAAGCUGAGGCAGAGGUAUGGUUUGCUGGCCUUAAGGCACUAAUUACUUCAGGACAACAACGUAGUAGACGUACUAAGAGUGAUAUUUAUGAUUUGCAAGACUGUGCUGAAUCUGUUAAUGGUCGUCCUUUUGGUGCGGCCUUAGAAUUCACUUCGAGCAUUGCCCGUGGUAGGGGAUCCGUUGAUUCUCGUGAAUCAGUGAAUUUUUCAGGCUCAGAUGUGGGUUCAGAACGUGCAAAUAUGCAACUAAGAACAAGUGCAGGAGAUGGUGUUCGAAUUAGUGUUUCAAGCACUCCUAGCUGUUCAAGUGGAGGGUCAGGACCUGAUGACAUUGAAUCACUAGGAGAUGUUUAUGUUUGGGGAGAGAUCUGGUCUGAUGGAAAUGGACCUGAUGGGUUCACAAAUUCAAUCCCUACAAAAACCGAUGUGCUGAUUCCAAAGCCCUUGGAGUCGAAUGUUGUUCUUGAUGUUCAGCAGAUAGCUUGUGGUGUGCGACAUGUUGCUCUUGUAACAAGGCAAGGGGAGGUUUUUACCUGGGGAGAGGAAUCUGGGGGAAGACUUGGUCAUGGAAUUGAUAGAGACUUUAGUCGUCCUCGCCUUGUUGAGUUCCUUGCAAUUAAUAACAUUGAAUUUGUUGCAUGUGGUGAGUACCACACAUGUGCCGUAUCUACGUCAGGUGAUUUGUUUACGUGGGGUGAUGGUACACAUAAUGCUGGACUUCUUGGUCUUGGAACAGAUGUUAGCCACUGGAUACCUAAAAGGGUUACCGGUCCUUUAGAAGGACUUCAGGUUCUAUCUGUUGCGUGUGGCACGUGGCAUUCAGCUUUGGCAACUUCAAAUGGAAAGCUGUUCACGUUUGGAGAUGGAGCGUUUGGUGUUUUGGGCCAUGGAGAUCGAGAGAGUGUUCCGUAUCCAAGGGAUGUACAGUUGUUGAAUGGGCUAAAGACGAUAAAAGUAGCAUGCGGAGUUUGGCAUACUGCAGCAAUUGUAGAGGUUAUGGGCCAGUCUGGUGCAAAUGCUUCAUCUCGUAAGUUGUUCACCUGGGGUGAUGGUGACAAACAUCGUUUGGGUCACGGAAGCAAGGAAACUUAUCUGCUUCCCACCUGUGUCUCUUCACUUAUUGACUAUAAUUUCCACCAGCUAGCAUGUGGACACACUAUGACUAUUGCCCUCACCACAUCAGGUCAUGUGUUUACCAUGGGCGGAACUGCUUAUGGUCAGCUAGGCAAUCCAACUUCUGAUGGGAAAGUACCUUGCUUAGUACAGGAUCGAUUGAUUGGUGAGUUUGUCGAAGAAAUAUCUUGUGGGUCAUAUCAUGUUGCUGUCCUGACAUCAAGAAGUGAAGUGUUCACUUGGGGAAGAGGGGCUAAUGGAAGGCUGGGACACGGGGACACAGAAGACCGGAAAACUCCAACUUUGGUUGAAGCCCUGAAAGAUAGGCAUGUGAAAAGCAUAUCGUGUGGCUCAAACUUCACAUCUAGUAUAUGCAUCCAUAAGUGGGUCUCUGGAGCUGAUCAAUCAAUUUGUUCAGGUUGUCGACAGACAUUUGGUUUUACUAGAAAGAGGCAUAACUGUUAUAACUGUGGAUUAGUCCAUUGCCAUGCUUGUAGUUCCAAAAAAGCACUGAGGGCAGCAUUGGCCCCGACUCCUGGAAAACCACACCGUGUAUGCGAUGCUUGUUAUGCAAAACUUAAAGCUGCUGAGGCUGGUAAUGCUUCCAAUGUUAGUAGGAGAUCUACGAUCACACGUUCAAUGGAUAGCAGGGAUUUUCUAAAUAGGGGAGAGGUGAAAUCUUCAAGGAUUCUUCUCUCUCCCACUACAGAACCCGUUAAAUACCUUGAGAUCAAGUCCAUGAAGCCUGGGGGUGUCAGAUCCGAGUCCCCUUCUAUAGUCAGGGCUUCCCAAGUUCCAUCCCUUUUACCACUAAAAGAUAUUCCGUUUCCAAGUUCAUUGAGUGCACUUCAAAACGCUUUGAAGCCUGUCAUGACAAUGCUGCCUCAGCCCAAUUCAAGAUCUACUUCACCAUAUUCGAGGAGACCUAGUCCUCCGCGGUCUACAACUCCUAUAUUCUCUAGGAGUGUUAUUGACAGUCUUAAGAGGACAAAUGACACUCUGACUCAAGAAGUAGUGAAGUUGCAAAACCAGGUUAAAAGUCUGAAGCAGAAGUGUGAUGCUCAAGAUGUAGAGAUACGAAAACUAAAUAAGCAUGCCAAAGAAGCUGGCUCAUUAGCCAAUGAACAAUACUCUAAAUGCAGAGCUGCCAAAGAACUUGUCAAGUCCGUCGCUGAACAGAUGAGGGGGUGGGAAGACAAGAUACCUCCUGAGAUUUUUGACAGCGAUACUUUCAAAGCAUUGCGUACGCAAGCUAAAGAUUUUAUGAACAUGAAUAUUGGAAGCUCAAGCUCAGAGCUAGGCCAACACUAUGCAGCCGAUAGAACUUCCUUGGUUGUUGAGUCUUCUAGAAUGGAAGACAAUAGAGCAGACGACUCUGCAGAGGCUGAACCUCAAAACAGGUCAGAAAACCGCUCGAGGUCACCUGAAUCAUCAACACUGAGGACAGAAAACAACAGAGCGGAAGACUUUGCAGAGGCUGAACCUCAAAACAGCUCAGAAAACCGCUUGAGGUCGCCUGAAUCAUCAACGUCGCAUAGAGGACAAAAGGAAGUCAUUGAACAAUUUGAACCGGGCGUUUAUGUAACUCUCCUUCAACAACAAAAUGGUACUAGGAAUUUUAGGCGUGUUAAAUUCAGCAAACGAAAGUUUAGUUCGGAACAGGCAGAAGAAUGGUGGAAAAAUAACAAAGAUAGGCUGCUUAGGAGAUAUAGUCAGCCGAGUGCAAGUCCUGCUCCGAGUGCAAGUCCUGCUCCGAGUGUACCACCAACCAGCAGUCCUGUACCGCCGGAGGAAAACAGCGAGGCAGCCGCAGCUUCCCCGACUUAGUUUCAUAACUUAGUCUCUUACAGUAUGGUAUAGAAAUUUGGUAAGUAGGAUCAAAGGAUCUGCUUUAGAAUGGCAGUGUAUGAAUCAGUUAGGUGUAAACUUAUCUUUGUUCAGAACAGAACAAAAUAGAGCAACAUCUUCUUCUUUUUUUCUAAUGGAAAUAUUGAGAGAAUUUCUCCUCCUUUGAAAAGAAGAGCUUCAAUAUAAUUAUUUCAUCCA